Molecule: messenger RNA, 1581 nt
Organism: Chenopodium quinoa (quinoa)
Lineage: Eukaryota; Viridiplantae; Streptophyta; Magnoliopsida; Caryophyllales; Amaranthaceae
Exons: 4
Coding region: 1-1581 (526 amino acids)
Source: RefSeq, a predicted model, not a curated record
AUGCCUUAUUAUUCCAAAGGCACUGGGAGACCAUCGAUCAGGAUGAUCUCCUUGCCAAAAUCUCUUCCAUCUUUUCUCAAAACACAGAUUCCUCCAGAGCUGAACAAAACUACUAUCACUUUGAUUCUAAAAGUGAGUUCCCCUCAAACUAUAAAGCAAUUCAGGCCUAUAAGUUUGUGCACCACCACCUAUAAGGUUGUCACCAAAAUCUUGGUCAACAAACUAAGACCCCUUCUCAACUCCAUGAUCUCUCCAAAUGAGAAUAGCUUUCUCCCAGGAAGAGGGGUGAACUAUAUUGUAGCCUCUGAAAUUCUUCACUCUAUGAGAAUCAAGAAGGAAGCCAAAGGUUUCUUUGCCACCAAGAUUGAUUUAGAGAAAGCAUAUGACUCACUGGAGUGGGAUUUCAUCCUUAAAGCUCUCUGCCACCAUGGCUUUGAUGAGGACACAAGAAAACUUAUCAUGAGUUGUGUAUCCUUUACCUCUUCUUCUGUCAUGUUCAAUGGUCCUACAUCUUUCUUUAAUGCUUCAAGGGGAAUCAGACAAGGAGAUCCAAUAUCCCCCUACUUAUCUAUCCUUUGUAUGGAAUUAUUCUCAGAGAUGAUUGUUGAUGCAUGCUCUUCUGGGAGUUGGGACCCCAUCUUCAUUCCUAGAUCUUCCCUCACUAUCUCUCAUCUACUAUCUGCUGAUGACAUUAUGUUAUUUAGGGUUGCAACCCCUCAAAAUGCUGCACAUAUUAUGCAAAUACUAGAUGACCACUCUCUUUCUGGGUUGAAGAUGAACCCUGCUAAAAGCAAGCUCUAUUUCUCCAAAAAUACAAAACAUGAUAUCAUUUCCCAAAUUUCCUCCACUUUUGGGGUUCAACAAACCCCUGAUCUUGGAACUUACUUGGGCUUUCCUCUCUGUGACAGAAGGCCUUCCAAGGCUGCUCUAUCAUACAUCAUCCAGAAGAAACCUAUUCUAAAAGCCUUGGACUCCUGUUUAAGAAACUUCUUCUGGGGCUCUAAUUUAAACUCUAAGAAACUUCCUAUGGUGGCUUGGCAGAAAAUCUGUGCUCCUAAAGAUCUUAGGGGUUUGGGAAUUAGAAGUACUGCCAUUGUCAACUCUGUAAGCUAUGCUGGAAAAUACAUUCAUAUGAUAAUCUUGCUUCCAAAGUCAUCUUUCACAGAUAUGUGGCCAAUAGAGAAACCCCCAAAAAGUUCAAUCAAGGAUCUUAUAUCUGGUAUUCUUAGGCAUCUUGUUCAAGGUCCUCUCUCCCCCUCUGAGGAGCGCUUGUGUGUAGGACAGGUGGCUAGUCAGGGAAAGUGGGACUUCUCUGUCAUCUCCUUCCAACUCCCUCAAUCAAUUGUGACAAUAAUAUACUCAGUGAAAAUUUUUCACUCUUCCCAGGAUCAGCUCAUUUGUGCUAAUAGAGGAUGGGAGGAUGUCACUAUCAUUACUGAUUCUAGGACUGUUGUCAAUGGUAUUGGUGAUAAACAAAAAAUCAGGGACAAAUAUUUUAAUUUGUCUACUGUCUGCAAGGAGUACAUAUCAGAGGGGAAGGUGAAGAGUAUUCAGUGUCUCCCAAGAGAGGCAGUCCGGUAG